AUGGAGCCACACCUCGCUGGAUUCCCUCGCUGUUCUGCGCUGCUAGCUGAGCUGCGCCUCCUGCGCGUAUCCUCGGUUUGUUGCCCUGCCCAGACUGCGCCAUGUUCUCCUACGAGCACCGGCGAGUGCCGGAAGCCGGCAGCACCACUGGGACUGGCGACUGCGCUGGAGCGUCCUCGCGGACACGGCUACAACGGCGCCGGUCAUCUUUCCGCCCCUGCACACAUGCCGAGAGUCCUGCCUUCUGUGGCUUCUGCGGUACUCCCUGUCACCUCGAUAUCUGGACCUAAAGACGUGGGGAUGGCCGUUGGUUACAGAGAAGAGAAGGAUAUUAUAAAGACAGGGAUUCUGACAGUGAUACAUCGGUGCAUGGUUCCUGCCAAGUCCAGCCAACUCCUUAGCGCCGAGCGAUCGAUCGAUGGUCGAUCGCUUGACAUCACGUGCCGCGCCGCACUCGGCAUUAUUGAGGGGCAUUGCAUCAUUGCGCUAAAGAGCUUCGAACACUGGCGGGAAAUACACAGAACGGUCGAUUCUUCUCGACUCAUUCUCGACAACGCGCGACAUGCGCAUGGCUGCGUCCGCUCGCUGGCCAUGAUUGCACGUGGCAUCCCGCGGGCGGCGACGCUCAGCGCGCAACGGGUGCACUGCGGAUGGUUGUGGGCGGCACCGUGGUCUCCGGGCUGUCCGGCCGCGGCGGCCAUGCUUGAUCGCCGGCGGGGCGUCUUUUUGUCCGCGUCGGUCUUUUCGACGACGGCGAGCUGGCGUGCAGUUAACAAGGCAGCCGGAUCUGGCAAGGUGGCGGCAGCGUCAGAAGCAGCAGCGGCAGAUGUGCGAAUACAAAAGAAAAUUGCGGUGCCGACAGACCCGCUCACGGGCCCGGAAAAAUCGGCCAAGGAGCAGCGGACGGCCGACUGGGCGAUCAUGAAGGAGAUGUCGCGGUACCUGUGGCCGCGUGGCGGGAGCGGUAGCAUGGACACGAAGCUGCGGGUGUCGCUGGCUGUGUCACUGCUGGUGGGCGCCAAGGUGCUGAACGUGCAGGUGCCGUUUUACUUUAAGAGCAUCGUGGACGCGAUGAAUAUUGACGUGGCUGCAGCCGGCGGCACAGCAGCCGCGGUGGCCGGCAGCAUGAUCCUGGCGUAUGGGGCGACACGCAUCGGGGCGACCGUGCUGCAGGAGCUGCGCAACGCCGUGUUUGCGUCGGUGGCCCAGAAAGCCAUCCGCAACGUCGCCCGCAACGUGUUCGACCACCUGCUCCACCUCGACCUCGGCUUCCACUUGGCCAAGCAGACGGGCGGGCUCACGCGAGCGAUCGACCGCGGCACCAAGGGUAUCAGCUUUCUGCUCAGCAGCAUGGUCUUUCACAUCCUGCCGACCGUGCUCGAGAUCGGCAUGGUCUGCGCCAUCCUCACGUACCAGUACGGCGCACAGUUUGCGGCCAUCACGGUCGCCACCAUGGCUGCCUACACCGGCUUCACCAUCACCACGACGGCCUGGCGCACCAAGUUCCGCCGCCAGGCCAACGCGGCCGACAAUCGGGCAUCCACGGUGGCGGUCGACUCGCUGAUCAACUACGAAUCGGUCAAGUACUACAACAAUGAGCCGUUCGAGGUGGCCCGCUACGACGCCGCUCUCCGCCAGUACCAGAAGAGCUCAAUCAAGGUAGCCACCUCGCUGGCCUUCCUUAACAGCGGCCAGAACAUUAUCUUCUCGUCCGCUCUCACGGCCAUGAUGUACCUCGGCGCCGACGGCAUUGCCUCCGACAGCCUCACUGUCGGCGACCUCGUCAUGAUCAACCAGCUGGUCUUUCAGCUGUCCGUGCCGCUCAACUUCCUCGGCAGCGUCUACCGCGAGCUGCGCCAGUCCCUGCUCGACAUGGACACCCUCUUCAGCCUGCAGCGCGUCAACGUGGCCGUGCGCGACGCUCCCAAUGCCCAGCCACUGCUGCUGACUAAUGGUGGUGCCAUCCGUUUUGAUCACGUGACCUUUGGCUACCACCCUGAUCGACCCAUAAUGCGCGACCUCUGCCUCGCCAUACCGGCCGGCAAGAAAGUCGCCAUCGUCGGCCCCAGUGGCUGCGGCAAGUCCACCCUGCUUCGCCUUCUCUUCCGCUUUUACGACGUCGACCAAGGCCGCAUCCUGAUUGACGACCAGGACCUCCGUCACGUCACCCUCGACUCGCUGCGUCGCAGCAUCGGUGUCGUCCCCCAGGAUACCGCCCUCUUCAACGAUACCGUCGAGCACAACAUUGCGUACGGCCAGCUCGAUGCCCCCCAUGACCGCGUCGUUGCCGCCGCCCGCCGUGCUCAGGUCCACGACAUCAUCCAGUCCUGGAAGCACGGCUACCAGACAAAAGUCGGCGAGCGCGGCCUCAUGAUCAGCGGCGGCGAGAAGCAGCGUCUGGCCGUGGCUCGCCUGCUGCUCAAAGACCCGCCCCUGCUCUUCUUCGACGAGGCCACCAGUGCUCUCGACACCCACACCGAGGCCGCCCUCAUGGCCAACAUUAACAGCAUCUUGCGCGAAAAGUCCCGCACCAGCGUCUUUGUUGCCCAUCGCCUGCGCACCAUCUACGAUGCCGACCUCAUCGUCGUCCUGAAAGAAGGCUCUGUCGCCGAAAUGGGUACCCACCGUGAACUGAUCGACCGCAAUGGCGUCUAUGCCGAGCUGUGGAGCGCCCAGGAGACAAACUUUCAGGUCGAGGAUGUCGAGGAGGGCGACGAGUCCAUCACCGACGACGACGACACCCCUACCAAGUAA
Messenger RNA from Grosmannia clavigera kw1407, 2754 nucleotides. Its product is annotated as transporter mitochondrial precursor. The record is from RefSeq and is a predicted model, not a curated record. The transcript has 3 exons. Gene Ontology annotation, molecular function: ABC-type transporter activity; ATP hydrolysis activity; ATP binding. Bases 1 to 2754 code for a protein of 917 amino acids. Gene Ontology annotation, cellular component: mitochondrial inner membrane. Gene Ontology annotation, biological process: intracellular iron ion homeostasis; transmembrane transport. Lineage: Eukaryota; Fungi; Ascomycota; Sordariomycetes; Ophiostomatales; Ophiostomataceae.